Molecule: messenger RNA, 2048 nt
Organism: Pomacea canaliculata
Lineage: Eukaryota; Metazoa; Mollusca; Gastropoda; Architaenioglossa; Ampullariidae
Product: hydroxymethylglutaryl-CoA synthase 1-like
Biological process (GO): acetyl-CoA metabolic process
Molecular function (GO): hydroxymethylglutaryl-CoA synthase activity
Source: RefSeq, a predicted model, not a curated record
AGAGAUGCAGUAGGCUCCCCUGCCGUAACUAGACGUGUUGGCAAGAGACGACGACAAUGUUUUACAAGUCCUUGCGUUACGGUCUAAAGGAAAUCUUCAAUACACUAAUUUACGAAGACUGAUCCAUACCAUCGUACGAGAACGUGGGCUGACAUGUCGCCAUCUGAGAGCUCGUCACCCAUUGGUCGAUAAUUUCCGCGCCUGCGUAAAGCCUCAUCCUGAAUGGAUCUUAGGGAAGUCUUGGAAUGGUAUGACCGGAGCCGUGUGAUGCUUAUAAACCUUUAGUACAAACCAAAAUUCAGCCAACAGACCGGGCACACGUCAUUGAUCAUCACAUAUUAGCCCUUCUUACCCUAACCCAUUUCUGUCAGCGGGGUCAACGGAAGGAGUAGGGGAAAGUGAGCUGCUUAUACACAGACACAGGAACUUGACAAUGCCAGGAUCAUCUUCAGUAGGAGACCAACACUAUGGCUGGCCACAGGAAGUGGGCAUUGUGGCCAUGGAGGUUUACUUUCCAUCACAGUAUGUUGAUCAGACAGAACUAGAACAGUUUGAUGGUGUCUCUGCAGGGAAGUACACCAUUGGACUUGGUCAGUCACGCAUGGGUUUCUGCUCAGACAGAGAGGAUAUCAACAGCUUGUGUCUAACAGUCGUCCAGCGCUUAAUGGAACGAAAUAACAUUUCUUAUAGUGAGGUAGGACUGGAGGUUGGCACAGAAACCCUUAUUGAUAAGUCCAAGAGUGUCAAGACAGUACUAAUGCAGUUAUUUGAAGACAGUGGUAAUACUGACAUGGAGGGUGUGGAUACAACAAAUGCUUGCUUUGGAGGAACUGCGGCUGUCAUGAAUGCUGUCAAUUGGAUUGAAUCCAGUUCUUGGGAUGGUCGGUAUGCAUUGGUUAUUGCUGCAGAUAUUGCAGUCUAUGCUUCGGGCAAUGCACGGUGCACAGGUGGAGCAGGUGCCAUUGGAAUGCUGAUUGGGCCAAAUGCACCACUUAUCUUUGACAGAGGAGUACGGAGCUGUCACAUGCAGCAUGUGUAUGAUUUCUACAAACCAGAUAUGGCUUCAGAAUAUCCUGUAGUGGACGGAAAAUUGUCUAUUCAGUGCUACCUCCAUGCACUGGACAGUUGCUAUAAAGUAUAUUGCAGAAAAGCCAAGCAAGUGAACAUUCUUAAAGGAAAUAGUCUUCUGGAUGCAGCGGAUGCAUUCUUAUUCCACCAACCAUACUACAAACUUGUGAUGAAGUCAUUCGCCCGAAUUCUUCUGAAUGACUUUCUCAGCGACCCUGACCCUGAUUACAAGGGCAGAUAUGCAGGACUUGAAGCUUUCAGGGAUACAAAGCUUGAAGAUACUUACUUUGAUCGAAACAUCGAGUCAGCAGUGUUGGCAGCCAGUAAAAAUCUGUUUGAAAUGAAAACCAAACCUUCAACAGGGUUAGCAGUACAAGUGGGUAACAUGUACACCCCAUCACUUUAUGGAGGACUGGCAUAUUUUGUAGCAAGCAACACCAUAGAGCAGUUAGUAGGCAAACGUGUUGUGCUUUUCUCUUAUGGAUCUGGUCUAGCAUCUGCCAUGUUUUCGCUUCGUGUUACUGAGCACAAAGCCCCUGGCUCUGCUCUAGAACGACUGGUAUUGAGCUUAAACAAUCUCCAGCAACGUUUAGACAGUCGAAUGAAAGUGCCCCCAGACGAAUUUGACAAUUGCAUGAAGCUCAGAGAACAGACUCAUCAUCUAGCACCAUACAACCCUAUAGGCUCCGUAAAUGUUCUGUUUCCUGGCACAUGGUACGUCACUGCAAUUGACAGCAUGCACAGGAGAAAAUAUGAACGCAGGCCUCUUUCACAGUCUUCAUCAUCUACUGGAGACAUUUGUGACAUCAACAUGGCAGAGGUUAAGAGACAGGUACAGCCCACAGAACCUCCCCCCCAAGCAGCAGCAAGCCAGUAACAUUCCUCACUUAAAAAGGGCUUUACAUAUUGACAAGAAUGUUCAGCAGUGUUUCCUCCAUGUCAGUUCUCAUUUAGUGUGAAAUAAAAUAGCUGGCCAGCUA